CUUCGGGGUGGGCAUCCUGGGCAAGGCGAGCGGCUGAGGGGUGGAAGGGGAGAAUGCGUCUCUCCAAAACCCUCGUGGACAUGGACAUGGCUGACUACGGCGCCGCACUGGAUCCCGCCUACACCACCCUCGAGUUCGAGAAUGUGCAAGUGUUGACCAUGGGCAAUGACACAUCCCCAUCAGAAGGUGCCAACCUCAAUGCACCCAACAGCCUGGGCGUCAGCGCCUUGUGUGCCAUCUGUGGGGACCGGGCCACAGGGAAGCACUACGGUGCCUCAAGCUGUGACGGUUGCAAGGGCUUCUUCCGGAGGAGCGUGAGAAAGAACCACAUGUACUCCUGCAGGUUCAGUCGGCAGUGUGUGGUGGACAAAGACAAGAGGAACCAGUGCCGUUAUUGCAGGCUCAAGAAGUGCUUCCGGGCUGGCAUGAAGAAGGAAGCUGUGCAAAAUGAGCGGGACCGGAUCAGCACUCGGCGGUCAAGUUAUGAAGACAGCAGCCUGCCCUCCAUCAACGCUUUGCUGCAGGCUGAGGUCCUGUCCCAGCAGAUCACCUCCCCCGUCUCUGGGAUCAAUGGAGACAUUCGAGCGAAAAAGAUUGCCAGCAUCGCUGAUGUGUGUGAGUCCAUGAAGGAGCAGCUGCUGGUGCUCGUUGAGUGGGCCAAGUACAUCCCUGCCUUCUGCGAGCUCCCUCUGGAUGACCAGGUGGCCCUGCUCAGAGCCCAUGCUGGUGAGCACCUGCUGCUCGGAGCUACCAAGCGAUCCAUGGUGUUCAAGGACGUUCUGCUUCUAGGCAAUGACUACAUCGUCCCUCGGCACUGCCCGGAGCUGGCAGAGAUGAGUCGGGUGUCCAUGCGCAUCCUCGAUGAGCUGGUACUGCCCUUCCAGGAGCUACAGAUCGACGACAAUGAGUACGCCUGCCUCAAAGCCAUCAUCUUCUUUGAUCCAGAUGCCAAGGGGCUGAGCGACCCAGGCAAGAUCAAGCGGCUGCGCUCGCAGGUACAGGUGAGCCUGGAGGACUACAUCAACGACCGUCAGUACGACUCCCGUGGCCGCUUCGGCGAGCUGCUGCUGCUCCUGCCCACCCUGCAGAGCAUCACCUGGCAGAUGAUCGAGCAGAUCCAGUUCAUCAAGCUCUUCGGCAUGGCCAAGAUCGACAACCUGCUGCAGGAGAUGCUGCUGGGAGGUCCGUGCCAGGCCCAGGAGGGGCGGAGAGGGUCCUCCAGUGAUGCACCUCAUGCCCACCACCCCCUGCACCCACAUCUGAUGCAGGAACACAUGGGCACGAACGUCAUUGUUGCCAACACGAUGCCCUCUCACCUCAGCAAUGGACAGAUGUGUGAGUGGCCCCGACCCAGGGCACAGGCAGCCACCCCUGAGACUCCACAGCCCUCACCACCAGGUGGCUCGGGGUCUGAGCCCUACAAGCUCCUGCCAGGAGCGAUCGCCACCAUCGUCAAGCCCCCCUCCGCCAUCCCACAGCCAACCAUCACCAAGCAGGAAGUCAUCUAGCAAGCCGUUGGGGGUCGGGGGCUCUGCCGGCCCCCCAGCCCCCUCAGAGAGCCCCGGUGGUCACUUGUUCACAGUGAAGGAAGCCAUGACAACAAGGCCAGUCUCAGGGCAGCAGUGGAAAGGGCAAGGGGACCAAGAACUUGGGCUCUGGGCCAUAGCCCGUUGCUACCCUCCGCCCCCUGCUCUGGAUGACGGGGCUCUGACUUGGGGAGGCCCCAGCUGGGAAAUCCUCUGCUGCCUUGGACAACUCUUCUCUUGCCGAAGCCACUGCCUUCCCCUUCAUCAUACUUGCCCCCUACUUCUUCAGCCCCAAAGGACAGCUGUCUGGAGACAACACGGGACCUUGCUUCAACAUAGUUCCCUUCCCCUUCAGAUGGAUACUUCUUUCUCCAAGUACUGCCCUAGUACCCAGACACAGAGCCCUUCAAGGCUGGGUCGGAUUGGGGCAUCUGACCUCUCCCUGUUCUGCUACCCCAACCUCCAACCUCUCCACCUGCCACUGUUACCUUCCUCAGCCAUCCUAAUUCCUCCACAGCCACCUCUCCAGAGGCUGAAGGAAACUCGCACGCAAUCCCCCAGUCAUUCCGGGAGCAUUUUAAAAGCUCCAGCUGGGCUAGGCACAGUGUGGGAAACUGGUGAGAAGGGGGACACCCUUC
This is a messenger RNA of Lontra canadensis (Northern American river otter), 2164 nucleotides long. It is a transcript of the gene HNF4A, whose product is annotated as hepatocyte nuclear factor 4 alpha. The record is from RefSeq and is a predicted model, not a curated record. The coding region runs from base 54 to 1508 and encodes 484 amino acids. Gene Ontology annotation, biological process: positive regulation of transcription by RNA polymerase II; cell differentiation; anatomical structure development. Lineage: Eukaryota; Metazoa; Chordata; Mammalia; Carnivora; Mustelidae. Gene Ontology annotation, cellular component: nucleus. Gene Ontology annotation, molecular function: RNA polymerase II cis-regulatory region sequence-specific DNA binding; zinc ion binding; nuclear steroid receptor activity. The transcript has 10 exons.